AUAUGUGUGUGUGUUAAUUAUAAUGAAAGCAUUAAUAAAUCUAUCAAUCCCAGAUCGAUUUUGCAAUCCUUAGAGAGUCUUCAGUUGGAGAGGUAGCCAUGGUUAGAACUGGGGUCACCAAAACACCCAUGAUAUUGCUUAGGGCACAUAAGCCAGCUGGACGACACACGAGUGAGCUUUCCAAGACAGAUCAAGUGGCAGAGAAACAUCAAGGAUCGAUCAAGGGUUACAAGAAGGCUAAUCCAUCAUGUUGGAUGCCACAUCCUCGCACCGGAAUAUACUUUCCGGAGGGUCAUGAUCAUGUAAUGGACGGUGUUUCAGAGAGUGCAGCCUCUUUUGAUCAGACCUAUUGGCUGAGGAACGUUGAUGGAGUUGACAAACCUGACCAUGAUGAAUGCUAUUUUCAUCCAAGUCUGUGACUGAAACAGAAAUAAUGCGUUGCUUUGAUUAUCAUUUGAUGAGAAUGAAAUAUAAUUGUGAUCUCAGCUCCUUGCAUAGCUACUUCAUUGUAAUAACAAACUUAAUAUUAGAAAGGUUUGGAUGCUUUGAUAUAAUGAUCAGUUUUGAUCAAUAUAAUGUGCAUACAAUGUUUUUUUUUU
This is a messenger RNA of Camellia sinensis, 599 nucleotides long. The record is from RefSeq and is a predicted model, not a curated record. Lineage: Eukaryota; Viridiplantae; Streptophyta; Magnoliopsida; Ericales; Theaceae.